Lutzomyia longipalpis is the source of this 1395-nucleotide messenger RNA. Its product is annotated as eukaryotic initiation factor 4A-III. Lineage: Eukaryota; Metazoa; Arthropoda; Insecta; Diptera; Psychodidae. The transcript is spliced from 2 exons. Gene Ontology annotation, molecular function: ATP binding; RNA helicase activity; mRNA binding. The record is from RefSeq and is a predicted model, not a curated record. Bases 46 to 1254 code for a protein of 402 amino acids. Gene Ontology annotation, cellular component: nucleolus; catalytic step 2 spliceosome.
CGGAAACACGAAACAACUUUCAGUUGCAAAGAAAAAAAAUCGAAAAUGGCAGCAGGAUCGCGUCGCGGUGUAAACACGGAGGAUUUGUCCAAUGUGGAAUUCGAAACGAGUGAGGAUAUUGAGGUGGUGCCCACCUUCAAUUCCAUGGGACUCCGGGAGGAGCUCCUACGGGGUAUUUAUGCGUACGGUUUUGAGAAACCAUCGGCAAUUCAGCAGAGGAGCAUUUUGCCCAUUGUCAAGGGACGCGAUGUGAUUGCUCAGGCGCAGUCGGGAACGGGAAAAACAGCCACGUUCUCAAUUGCAAUUCUCCAGAGUUUGGAUACAACAAUCCGGGAGACGCAGGUGCUGUGCCUGUCGCCAACGCGUGAGCUUGCUGUGCAGAUUCAGAAGGUUAUUCUGGCGCUGGGGGAUUUCAUGAAUGUGCAGUGUCACGCGUGCAUUGGGGGGACGAAUCUCGGGGAGGAUAUCCGGAAGUUGGACUAUGGGCAGCACAUUGUGAGCGGUACACCGGGGCGGGUGUUUGAUAUGAUUCGUCGUCGGGUGCUGAGGACACGCUCAAUUAAGAUGCUUGUGCUGGAUGAGGCUGAUGAGAUGCUGAAUAAGGGAUUUAAGGAGCAAAUCUACGAUGUUUACCGGUAUUUGCCGCCUGCAACGCAAGUUUGCCUCAUUUCCGCUACACUCCCGCACGAAAUCCUGGAGAUGACGUCGAAGUUCAUGACAGACCCCAUAAGGAUUCUCGUGAAGCGCGACGAGUUGACACUGGAGGGUAUUAAGCAGUUCUUCGUGGCUGUGGAGCGUGAAGAGUGGAAAUUUGAUACGCUGUGCGACCUGUAUGACACACUGACCAUCACGCAGGCGGUGAUUUUCUGCAAUACCAAGAGGAAGGUGGACUGGCUGACGGAGAAGAUGCGUGAGGCAAAUUUCACCGUGAGCUCCAUGCACGGGGAUAUGCCGCAGAAGGAGCGUGAUGAGAUCAUGAAGGAAUUCCGUUCGGGACAGAGUCGUGUUCUCAUCACCACGGACGUCUGGGCGCGUGGCAUUGAUGUCCAGCAGGUGUCGUUGGUCAUCAACUACGAUCUCCCAAAUAAUCGUGAGCUCUACAUUCAUCGCAUUGGCCGUUCCGGGCGUUUUGGGCGCAAAGGUGUCGCCAUUAACUUUGUCAAAUCGGACGAUAUUAGAAUUCUGCGGGACAUUGAGCAGUACUAUUCCACACAAAUUGAUGAGAUGCCAAUGAAUGUGGCUGAUUUGAUCUAAAAAAAAUUAAUAAUUCGCAUUACCAACUACUUUGUAUUUAAUUCUCACCCCCACAUCAUUAAUGAAAAAAAACUAAAUAUUAUAUUUCCAAUAUGUGUACUUUGUGGAAUAAAAAAAAUUAAAUUGAAUUGGUAAAGAAAA